AUGGAGGGAGCUAGUGCAGGCAAGGAGGCGGCGGUGGAGGAGGAGGCGGCGAUGCUGCCGGCGGUGGAGAAAGCGAUGCACGUUUUGGUGGCCAUUGACGACAGCGAGGAGAGCUUCAACGCUCUUCAGUGGGUGCUCGAUAAAAUCUUGAAGCCGAAAUCCGCGGCUGAGACGGCGGCGGUGUCGACGGCGGCGGCCGGUGAGCAUGAAUCGAAGGUGAUCACCAUAGUCCACGUGGUGGAGCCUUUGCCUCGAUACGCCUUCCCCGGCGGAUACGUUUUAGGGGUGAUGGUGAAAGCGAAAACCCUGAUUCUGGAGGGUGAUCCAAAGGACAGAAUUUGCAGGGCAGUGGAAGAGAUGAACGUGAAUUUACUUGUCAUCGGCAGCCGUGGACUUGGUCAAAUUAAGAGGGCGUUUUUGGGAAGUGUGAGCGACUACUGCUCCCACCACGCGAAAUGUCCGGUUCUUGUGGUCAAACCACCGGCGAAGAAGAAGUCGUCUUGACCGUUGACCGUUGACCGUUGCAGUUCAGUGAAAAAAAGCGCUAGUUGUUAAAAACUCGAGUUUUGUAUCUAAUUAAAUAAUCCUAUAGAGUUUUGUAUAUAUCUAUAUAUUAAAUAAAUAAUCCUACUGUAUAAUAUAUAUUGUCAUCAACUAAACUGGACUUCUUCAGCUUUUAAUGUGUAUUUUGUUCUAUAUUUUAAUUUCUUAUUGCAAUAUAUAAUCAUCUAUUUAAUUUGUUGACUAC
Messenger RNA from Erythranthe guttata (spotted monkey flower), 748 nucleotides. Lineage: Eukaryota; Viridiplantae; Streptophyta; Magnoliopsida; Lamiales; Phrymaceae. The record is from RefSeq and is a predicted model, not a curated record.